This is a messenger RNA of Drosophila montana, 887 nucleotides long. RefSeq lists its product as uncharacterized. The record is from RefSeq and is a predicted model, not a curated record. The transcript has 2 exons. Gene Ontology annotation, biological process: negative regulation of smoothened signaling pathway. The coding region runs from base 78 to 581 and encodes 167 amino acids. Gene Ontology annotation, cellular component: ciliary membrane; Golgi apparatus. Lineage: Eukaryota; Metazoa; Arthropoda; Insecta; Diptera; Drosophilidae.
GGUCACAUUGUAACUUGAAGAGUAGAAACAAUAAGGAAAUAACUUAAAACUUGAAAAGUGAAAAUAGUGCAAUAAAUAUGGACAAAUUAACAACAAUUAGUGCCACUCUUUUCAUGGCCGCCGAUGUGUUCGCUAUUGUGAGUCUAGCACUGCCCGAUUGGAUUAUUACAGAGGAAGCUGGAGACAUACGGCUGGGCCUGAUGUGGACUUGCAUGACGUUGUACAACCGGCCGCAGGUCUGCUAUACGCCCGAUCUGCAGCCGGAAUGGCUAAUCGCACUUGUUUGCAUUUUCAUCGGCUGCAUAUGCAUCACGACGACAAUUAUACUAUUGGCCUCUAGCACUUGGGACCGCAACGUAAUUCCAUAUGCCCGCUGGGUGGGCUUUGCCGCAAUGGUUCUGUUCUGCAUGGCAGCCGUUGUUUUCCCGCUGGGAUUUCACAUUGAGGAGAUUGGCGGACAGGCGUAUCAGCUACCAAAUACAUUUAAAAUUGGCAUUUCGUAUAUAAUGUUUGUACUGGCGCUGUGGAUAACAGUCGUCUCCGAACUAUUUGCUGGCAAAGUGUGUCUGCCCCACUUUUAGAGCGUAUUCAUUCACAAUAGACUUUUGCGUGUAUAUAGGAUCGUAGGAUUUAGUUCGUAAGUACUAGUUGUUUUCAUUUUUUCUGUGAUUUGUUACAUGUUUUGUUUUUUUUUUUCGUCCAUAUAUCAAUUUACAUUUAUAUAUAUUAUUUUUGAAGACAUAAAUCCGUCUCGAGACAGGUAUUGAAAUCUCCUUAGCCCCUAAGUGUAUUUACUAUUGCGUUUAUUUGAUGUUCAUUUAAACAAAUACAUUUUCGUCAGGCAGUUACAUUUACUCACAUUUUAAUAAAAUAUAAAUUUGAGACAA